AUGCCAAGUCAGGAGCAGUCACCAAUGGCGUCGGUGCUAAAGCCACAGCUCUCUGCUGAUUGUCGGCGGGCGAAGAAGCGUCAGAUGGAUCGAAUGAACCAGCAAAGAAAGCGCAAGAGAGACCGAGAGCAUCUACAGCGAUUGCAGGAGAAUGUCCAAUUGCUUCAACAAGACAAGGCAAGCAGCCUGGUCUCGAGCCUCAUGACGCAGCGGGACCUCAACGAGGAGAGAAUGCUGCGACACAGGAAAAGACUGCUUCAAAUCAAGGGCUUGAUCGAGGCCGACUUGGCUGAUCUAGGCCAGCCUGAAGAUGUUCCAAGUGACAAGAGCGAUGCGGACGCUCUUGGUUCCUCGCCAAACCCCGCGACUUUCUCAGCGGUCGAUCCGUCGCUGUUGGAGGCAGCAUCCUCGGAGCCUGGGCCAGAUUCCACCUGUUUCCUCUCAGCAGAAAAGAACGACGCUCUGGACGCAUUCCUCGCAGAGCUCUCAGCCCCUAAUGUAGAAGGUGAUGCUGUGACCUGGCCUCCCCCGAUGCUAGGUGCCAUGGCAGGCGCCGUCGAGAGCAGCCCUCUGCCCUCCUCACAAUCAGCCCUUGAUGGCCGUCACAGCAAGAUCUGGAGAUACAUUGAACAGCUGAUUUCCCACACAAAGUCAGCUUCGACCCUAGGCGACACUGAGCUCGACAUGCAUAUUAUCAUCACCGCAGUCUCGCAGGGUUGGACACAAUUCUCUCAAGCGGUCAUGGUGGACGCGCGAUGGAGCUGUCUGCGCGAAUUGGACGAGAAGUACUUUGCACCAAACUACAACAAUAUUGAACGCUUGGCAAUUUUGACGAUAGCAAGUCAAACGAUCAAACAGGAUGUGAGUAGCCCUCAUUUGAAGGGUCGUGCUGGCAUUACUUACAAGCCUAGAUGA
This is a messenger RNA of Cladophialophora psammophila CBS 110553, 915 nucleotides long. RefSeq lists its product as uncharacterized. Bases 1 to 915 code for a protein of 304 amino acids. The transcript has a single exon. The record is from RefSeq and is a predicted model, not a curated record. Lineage: Eukaryota; Fungi; Ascomycota; Eurotiomycetes; Chaetothyriales; Herpotrichiellaceae.